AUGUCCAUCAUGUUCAAGGGCGGCUCUUCCAUGGAGCCCAAGGGCUUCAAACUCGAAGAAGAAGACGAUGAUAAUGCGUCAGGCGAGCGAUUGUUAGGGCAAACAGAUUCAGUGGGCGAAUUCGACCCGUCGGAGCAACCCAACAACACCUCCACUCGGCGUUGUCGUCGAAACUGGAGAAUCUGCAUCCUCCUUGGCAGCAUCCCGAUCGUCCUGUUCGCCCUAUACUACGUCUGGGACCACACCAUCAACCAGCGAGACCAGCCAGCUCCGAAUACAAAAAAGCAAUACAUGUACUGCGGUAACACCGUCGCGGAGGCCCGCGCGGCCGGGUGCCAGUUCGAGCUCAUGUCCUACGCGUGGCUGCCUGAGCCGUGCGUCGACCAGGAGCUUGAGGAAGAGUUCCGGAGCCUGGGCUUCCCCUACUUCGAGGACAUCGAGGGCACGAGUCCCGUGCCACACGAGGUCGUGGUACAGGGCGACCAAAUUGUGUUUUCUACAUGGCGGGAGCACGUCUGGCACUGCGCGUUCAUGUGGAAGAAGAUCGUCAAGAUCGCCAACGGGGUCAAGGGCGGCGGGGGCCUCAGCACGAGGAUGCUCCGCAUGAAUCAUACUGAGCACUGCUCCGAGAUGAUUCUUGCUGACGACGGGCCGCCUCUUGACGAGGUCAAUACCAGAGGCACUCCUGCCUUUGAUGAGUGUGUAUAUGAAGAGGAUGCGCGGCCUUUCUUGGAUGGGUUAUGA
Diaporthe batatas is the source of this 744-nucleotide messenger RNA. RefSeq lists its product as uncharacterized. The coding region runs from base 1 to 744 and encodes 247 amino acids. The transcript has a single exon. Lineage: Eukaryota; Fungi; Ascomycota; Sordariomycetes; Diaporthales; Diaporthaceae. The record is from RefSeq and is a predicted model, not a curated record.